Molecule: messenger RNA, 2529 nt
Organism: Neopsephotus bourkii (Bourke's parrot)
Lineage: Eukaryota; Metazoa; Chordata; Aves; Psittaciformes; Psittacidae
Gene: PHC2
Product: polyhomeotic homolog 2
Exons: 15
Coding region: 200-2524 (774 amino acids)
Cellular component (GO): nucleus; PRC1 complex
Molecular function (GO): zinc ion binding; protein binding
Source: RefSeq, a predicted model, not a curated record
CGCGGAGGAAUGCAAAUGAGCUCUGGCGUCGGGGCCGCCGCGCCGCCGCCUGAGGGAGGAGGGAGCGGCCCCGGGACCCCGGGACAACCGGACACCCCCCGCUGCCCGCCGCGACAUGGCCGAGCCCGGCGGGGCCCGCUCCGACCGGGCCGCAGCUCCCGCCUGACCCCCGCAGCCCCACGGCGCCCGGCUCCGCGCCAUGGACAACGAGCAGCUCCCGGCAGCUCCGGCCUCCAGCAGCGCCGGUGGCACUGCCACAACACCCAACAGCACCGGCACGGCGCGCCCGGCGGCGCCCCAGAUCUCCGUGUACAGCGGCAUCCCCGACCGGCAGACGGUGCAGGUGAUCCAGCAGGCGCUGCACCGGCAGCCCAACACGGCGGCGCAGUACCUGCAGCAGAUGUAUGCGGCGCAGCAGCAGCAUCUCAUGCUGCAGACGGCAGCGCUGCAGCAGCAGCACCUCACCAGUGCCCAGCUUCAGAGCCUGGCCGCUGUGCAGCAGGCCAGUCUGGCGGCCAACAGGCAGAGCAGCUCCUCGGGGGGUAACAGCACCCAAGCAGCACCGGCGCAGCAGCCCACGAUGAACCUGUCCCCAUCACCAGCGCAGCUGCUGACGCGGGCGCAGAGCGUGGCACCCGGUGCAGCCGGCAUGGCACAACAGGCUGUGCUGCUGGGCAACGCCGCCUCGCCCGCCCUCACCGCCAGCCAGGCCCAGAUGUACCUGCGGGCACAGAUGCUCAUCUUCACACCCACGGGCCCCGUCAGCGCCGUCCGGCCUGAGAGCCCCGCUCCAGCCCCACCGCCGGCCCCACCGCCUGCCCCACCGCCUGCUGCCCCCCAGGUGCACAGCCUGGCCCUGCGCCCUGCCGGCCCCCACCUCCCCGCCCUGGCCAUGAAGCCCCCCGGCGGGGCACCCCCCCGUGCUGGUCCCCCCCGAGGACCCCCUCCAGACCCCCCUACUGAGCACCUCAAGAAGGCCGAGCCCCCCGAUGCCCGUGCCCAUCCCCUGGCCCGCGCCGCUGCCCCCGCUGCUGCCACAGCCUACGCCCCGCUGCAGCCCCCCCAGUUCGUGCAGCAGCCGCCGAAGCCGAUGCAGCCGCAGCAGCCGCAGCAGUUUGUGAUCCAGCAGCAGCCACUGCCCCCCCGCGGGCAGCCCCCCCCGGGCCCCCCUGCUGCCCCCCAACUGCAUCCACUGCCCCCCGCCAGCCCCGGCCCAGCCCCACAGCCCAAGGCCGGGGUCCCCUUGGGGCCGGGGGGUGAGGGUGGCCCCCCCAAUGGCCACGCAGCCCCCCGCAAGUUCCAGCACGCCUCGGCCGUCAUCCUGCAGCUGCAGCCGCCCGGCGCCACGCCCCCACCCGCCGUCCCCGAGGGCUCCCGCCGGGACCCGCCACCGGCCCCGAGCAGCGCCGCCAACCCCCCCGCCGCCCCUCCGGGCCCCCCCGACGGCGAGCGGCCCCCGGUGCACGAGCCGCCCGCAGAGCGCCUUCAUGCCCAGCCGCCGGCCCUCGCCAGCGUUCCCGGCAUGACCUCGGGCACCGGCAGCUCUGCCUCCACCGUCGCCGGCGCUGCCCCCCAGAAUGGUGAGAACAAACCGCCUCAGGCCAUCGUGAAACCGCAGAUCCUCACCCACGUUAUCGAGGGCUUCGUCAUCCAGGAAGGGGCAGAACCGUUCCCGGUGGGGCGCUCCUCGUUGCUGGUGGGGAACCUGAAGAAGAAGUAUGCGCAGGAGCUGCUGGCUGAGAAGCUCCCACCGCAGGACAACACCACCACCACCGACUCCGAGAUGGAGGAGCCCUAUCUCCAAGAAUCCAAAGAAGAGGGGAACCCCCCCAAACUGAAGUGCGAGCUCUGCGGCCGCGUCGACUUCGCUUACAAGUUCAAGCGCUCCAAGCGCUUCUGCUCCAUGGCUUGUGCCAAAAGGUACAACGUGGGCUGCACGAAGCGGGUGGGUUUGUUCCACCCGGACCGCAGCAAGCUGCAGAAACCCGGUGGUCCCCCCCAUGGCCGGCGUCGUGCUUGCAAGGGGACGCUGCCAGCGCUCAGCAAAGACACCAAGAAGCAGCCACCGGUGUCUCUGCCGCCGGGUUCGGUGCCUCUUUCGGUGACGGCGUCGUUGCAGCUCAACCACAGCCAGGAGGACUCGAGCCGCUGCUCCGAUAACUCCAGCUACGAGGAGCCGCUGUCGCCCAUCUCCGCCAGCUCCUCCACCUCUCGCCGGCGCCAGGGCGAGCGGGACCUGGAGCUACGGGAUAUGGAGCUCCCCGAUGUGCACGUCCGGGACCUGCCCGGGAUCGGGCACCGCUUCCUGCCCAGUGAACCCAGCAAGUGGAACGUGGAGGAUGUCUAUGAGUUCAUCCGCUCGCUGCCCGGCUGCCAGGAGAUCGCGGAGGAGUUCCGUGCGCAGGAGAUCGACGGGCAGGCGCUGCUGCUGCUCAAGGAGGAUCACCUCAUGAGCACCAUGAACAUCAAACUGGGGCCGGCCCUCAAGAUCUACGCCCGCAUCAGCAUGCUCAAGGACUCCUAGAGCCG